GUCUUUUAGAUACAGCCCUUAAAUUGAAUCUUGCUUCAGGUUUUUAUUUCCUGUAGAAUGUAUUUUGUCUUGAUGUGUAUAGAACAGUAACAUGUUUGUGACUUUGCUGCCCUUCCUUUUUAUUACGUCUCUGAAUCUUACAUGUUCAUAAAUGGCUUCCUUGCGUAUUGAGAUAAGUGAAUUUUUAAAGAUGUGGACUUCAAAUAACUGCAUUCAGAAAAAUGAAAUUUUCAUUCUUUUUUAAUGUGAUCCCAAUAAAAAAUCAUUUAGGCCAUCCAGUUAUAGCAGCAGUGAACUUCUGUCAGUGGCAGCCCUCUUGGCCAGAGUGUCACUGGAUGAACAGAUCAAUUAUCGUUUGCUGGAGUAUGACUUCCAGGUCGUGAUGACAUCAUUGUUAGAUGCUUUCCCAGCAGAAGACUGGCCUCAACAGGCAAUAGAACUGUGCAGUGUUAUGUGUGGGCUAAGUGAGCAUCAUCACAGCAAAGUACACUUGGUACAGAAUAUCUGGCCUGUCACUGAGAGAGGGCUGUACCUACAGCGCAGACUGGCCUACGCCAUGUUGAAAAAUACAGUCCAGGGCAGUGUGGAAUUUUCUGAUGUUACCGAGUUCAAAGUUCACAACUUGUUCCCUCUGGUGAGCAAGUUGAGUCCUAAAGUGAAUCCAGACUUCUACCUCCUACAUAGCCAGUUGCUCUUCUUGGAUGCAGCAGUUGGGAAUGAGCCUCUAAAAGCAGCAGAAAAAGAGGACCUAGGCCAUAUGAUAGAGCUGGUACGUGGACUGAUGGGGGAUAUAAGGGACAGCACUAAGCAACCUGAUAGAGCCGUGGUGAAGGAUAUGAUGGUCCGUAUGGCCAGCAAGUGGACAUUUAUGAAACAGGCAAUGGGGUCAAGACAGAUGAACUUAUACAAUUUUGCCACAUCAGAAACCAAGUUACAAGUGGAACAGGUGCACUGCAGUCAAGACAGUGAUCAGUCUGACAGCGAGGAGUCAGAGCAGGUAGAGGAAGGAGAAUCCUCGAACCCUUCUGACAGCGAGGAUGACAAGGGUCAUUCCUCAAGGACAGUGCAAUCAACCAAUCUGCCAUCCAGUCUUAAUGAUUCUGUCUCAGCUAGUUUGGAAGAAGUCAAUGGGAAUCUUGUUUCAAGUGGAUCCACAGCAGACAACGUGGACAGUCAAGAUCCAGCCUCAAGUGGGAGAGAAGGUCAGACAGUCCAAAGUGGAGUGAAUAAUUCCCCCAGGAAGUCAGUUAGAAUGGUUUUCAGGAGGCCACAUAAUAAAAUGACAUUGGAUGACGGCUUUGAGGAUAAUUAUAGACAGGAAAAUGUCCCUUGCCUUGGGAUCAGCACAAAGAGAACUUUUUCUGAUGAGGAUGAGGGGGGAGGAGAGGAGGAUGAUGAUGAUGAGCUACCAGAAUUAUGAUUUAAUCUUAUCAGUAUUUUUUAUUUUUUGAAAACAACAUGGUUAUAAAUUGAUAUUUUGGGAUUAAUGAACAGUGGUAAUUAUUGUUGGGAAAGUUAUUAAUUGAUAAGUUGGGGUUAAUUAAUGAACCAGGGG
Lingula anatina is the source of this 1555-nucleotide messenger RNA. RefSeq lists its product as uncharacterized. The record is from RefSeq and is a predicted model, not a curated record. Lineage: Eukaryota; Metazoa; Brachiopoda; Lingulata; Lingulida; Lingulidae.